Molecule: messenger RNA, 3441 nt
Organism: Daucus carota subsp. sativus
Lineage: Eukaryota; Viridiplantae; Streptophyta; Magnoliopsida; Apiales; Apiaceae
Exons: 4
Coding region: 123-3236 (1037 amino acids)
Molecular function (GO): monooxygenase activity; heme binding; oxidoreductase activity, acting on paired donors, with incorporation or reduction of molecular oxygen
Source: RefSeq, a predicted model, not a curated record
UUAAGGAUAAAGAUAGAAUAUUUUAAUAUUGUAUGGUACCAUGUUUAACACUGUCUUCUAUCUUCUCAUAACCAAAUUCGAAAUUUGGUUUCCUGCUCAUUUCUACCCUAUCACCUAGCUUAAUGGAAAUCUUUUCGGAAUCUCUCAACUUCCUUUCAUUGCCAUGGCUUCUUACUGGCAUUGCCAUUCUACUUAUCUUCUUAAACAGAAAUGUAGGGAAACGAAAUUUGGAAAAUCUACCCCCAGGUCCUCCAAGGCUUCCCAUUAUAGGCAACCUUCACCAACUUGGUAAUCUGCCUCAUUUUUCUCUGUAUAAACUGUCCCAAAAAUAUGGCCCCGUCAUGCACCUAAAACUUGGUCGAGUCCCUACUUUGGUCAUUUCAUCCCCCGAGAUGGCAAAAGAGGUGCUCAAAGAUCAGGAUGCGAGUUGCUGCAAUAGGCCUGAUUCGUAUGGUAUGAGGAGGUUAUCAUACAACCGAAAGGACAUAUCUUUCAGUCCUUAUGGUGAGUACUGGCGCGAGAUGCGUAAGAUUUGUGUCAUAGAACUUUUUACUGUCAAGAGGGUUCGUUCAUUUCAGCAUGUCAGAGACCGGGAGAUUGCCAAGUUUGUGAACAUUCUCUCAGAAGAAGCUUCAGACCCUGACAAUAAAUCCAUCCAGCUUGAUCACAAAAUAUACUCUCUUGCAAAAAACAUCAUUUGUGGGAUUGCAUUUGGAACCGAUUUUGAACAUGAGAAGCUCAAGGAACAAGAAAUUCACAAGACUUUACAGGAUGCCUUGCUGGUAAUUAGUGGCUUCUGCGCUGCAGAUUUCUUUCCAUACUAUGGAUGGAUGAUUGAUAUAUUAACAGGGUUUCGCCAGAAGCUGGAAAAUUGCUUUCAUGAGUUUGAUAAAUUCUAUGAGGCUGUUAUUCAGGAACAUCUCCAACCUUCAAGGCCCAGGCUGGACCAUGAAGACAUUACUGACAUCUUAAUUGCUUUGUCAAAUGAUAAAACUGGUCCCCUCAGACUCACCAAAGAUAACAUCAAAGCUGUCUUCAUGGAUUUAUUUCUGGCUUCAAUAGACACUACCUCUGGGACAACUGUAUGGGCAAUGAGCGAACUGGCCAAGAACCCGCGAGUAAUGUCAAAGGUGCAAACUGAAAUCAGAAAAGUAAUAGGAAAUAAAAAUCAAGUAGAAGAGAGUGAAAUAGAGAAGCUCAAGUACUUGAAGAUGGUAGUGAAGGAGACUCUGAGGCUGCACCCUGCAGCACCGCUACUCUUACCGCGAGAAUCAAUGCAAUACUGUAAGAUUGGGGGCUACAGUGUGUACCCCAAAACCAGGAUUUUUAUCAAUGCAUGGGCGAUUGGCAGAGACAGUAAUACAUGGUUGAAUCCGGAAGAAUUUUAUCCAGAGAGGUUUGAGGACAGUGAGAUUGAUUUCAAGGGUCAGCAUUACGAGCUGAUUCCAUUUGGUGCUGGUCGACGAAUUUGUCCUGGAAUGACAACGGGCUUAACUUCGGUGGAAUCAAUACUUGCAAAUAUGUUGCAUUGUUUCGACUGGCAGUUGCCUAGAGGGAUGAAACCUGAAGACAUUAACAUGGAAGAAGUGGUUGGCUUGACUAUUAACAAAAAAUUCCCACUUCAGCUGCUACCUGUCAGACGUAUAAAUGGAUAUCACACCUUAUCUUGCCCCUCAGUAGCACUCAUGGAAAUGAUCUCUGAAUUUCUUAGCUCUGUCUCAUUCUUCUGGCUUUUAACUACCACUGCCUUUCUCCUCCUCCUGUUUCUCCUUCCAUUGUGUCAUGGAUAUUUUUCGAAACAAAUUCUAGAAAAUCUGCCCCCAGGUCCUCCGAGGCUCCCCAUAUUAGGCAACCUUCACCAACUUGGAAGACUGCCUCAUGUUUCUCUGUACAGACUGUCCCAACAAUACGGGCCUGUCAUGCACCUAAGACUAGGCCAAGUCCCUGCUCUGAUCGUCUCGUCGUCUGAGAUGGCCAAAGAGGUGCUCAAAGUUCAUGAUACAAAGUGCUGCAGCAGGCCUGAUUCUUAUGGUAUGAGAAAACUAUCAUACAAUCAGAAGGACAUCUCUUUUUCUCCUUAUGGUGAUUACUGGCGUGAAAUGCGUAAGCUCUGUGUCAUAGAAAUUUUUACUGUUAAGAGAGUUCGUUCCUUUCAACAUGUUAGAGACCAAGAGAUUGCUAAAUUUGUGGCCCUCAUCUCCAAAGAAGCUUUAGACCCUGACACUAAGUUAAUUCACCUUGACAAGAAAAUAUUUUCCCUCGCGAAAAACAUCAUUUGUGAGGUUGCUUUUGGCAGUAGUUUCCAUGGGGAGAAGUUCAAGGAAGAUGAAAUUCAGAAGACUAUACAGGAUGUUAUGAAAGUGACUAGUGGCUUUUGUGCAGCAGAUUUCUUCCCUUAUUAUGGAUGGAUAAUUGAUCUAUUAUCUGGAUUUCGACACAAGAUGGAAAAGUGCUUUACUGAGGUCGAUAAAUUUAAUGAAAGUGUUAUCAAAGAGCAUCUCGAUCCUUCUAGGCCUCAGUUGAACCAUCAAGACAUAACUGAUAUCUUGCUUGCUUUGUCCAAUGAUGAAACGGCUGCCCUCCGUCUCUCAAAAGAUCAUAUUAAAGCCGUCUUUGUGGAUCUAUUUCUGGCUUCAAUAGACACUUCUUCUGGCACAAUCAUAUGGGCCAUGAGUGAGCUUUCCAAGAACCCGCGAGUCAUGAGAAAGGUGCAAGCUGAAAUCAGAGAGAUCACGGGAAAUAAAUCACAAGUAGACGAGAGUGAAAUAGAGAAACUCAAGUACUUCAAGAUGGUGGUAAAAGAGACCCUCAGGUUGCACCCUCCAGUGCCACUCCUAUUACCUCGCGAAUCAAUGCAAUUCUGCAAAAUUGGGGGAUACAACGUAUACCCCAAAACCAGGAUCUUUGUCAAUGCAUGGGCUAUUGGCAGAGACACAAAUACAUGGUAUAAGCCGGAGGAAUUUUCUCCAGAGAGGUUUGAGGACAGUGAGAUUGAUUUUAAGGGCCAGCAUUACGAGUUCAUUCCAUUUGGUGCUGGUCGCAGAAUGUGUCCUGCAAUGACAAUGGGCUUGGCUUCGGUGGAAUCUAUACUUGCAAAUCUGCUGUAUUGUUUCGACUGGCAGUUGCCUGAUGGGAUGAAGCCUGAAGACAUUAACAUGGAGGAAGAGGUUGGCUUGACCAUAAACAAGAAAUUUCCUCUUCAACUCGUUCCGAUCAAGCAUGAAAUCCAAACUUAAUAGUAUUGAUACUGCAGUACUUGCAUUGGCAUUAUUUGCAUUUUCAUUUGCAGGUUCUACUUCAACUUAAAUAUAUACUAUAGUCUACAAGGCCUCAACAGAGAUAUCUCUGAAUUCUAGCUGAAAUUCUUAAACAGGGUCUUUGUUUUAUAAUUCCAACUGAAAAUGGCCAAGUAAUCAACUAUUAAGAGGUUUCUUCUGCUAA